AGUCCUUUUGAUGUUGCAGAACAGUAAUGAAUUCAAGCAUUUCCAAAGGAUGACAAUGACUCCCACAGUUGAAGGCAAGAAGAAUGUUGUCAUCAUGGGCAGAAAAACGUGGUUCUCUAUUCCAGCCCAGAAUAGACCUCUCAAGAACAGGGUCAAUGUUGUUCUCAGCAGAGAGCUGAAGCAGCCUCCACCAGGAGCUCACUAUUUGGCGUCUGACUUUAGUGAAGCCCUUUGUCUUCUGGACACAACAGACCUAGCAAAAGAGGUGGACCAGGUUUGGAUUAUUGGAGGCAUUUCACUGUACCCACUUCUGACACCAUAUGUAGCGAAGGGAGAGAGCAAUCACCCCGACUGGCCUUGAACCCAGGUCAUAGAC
Messenger RNA from Clupea harengus (Atlantic herring), 376 nucleotides. Its product is annotated as dihydrofolate reductase-like. The coding region runs from base 11 to 361 and encodes 116 amino acids. The transcript has 4 exons. The record is from RefSeq and is a predicted model, not a curated record. Lineage: Eukaryota; Metazoa; Chordata; Actinopteri; Clupeiformes; Clupeidae.